Molecule: messenger RNA, 1590 nt
Organism: Habropoda laboriosa
Lineage: Eukaryota; Metazoa; Arthropoda; Insecta; Hymenoptera; Apidae
Exons: 6
Coding region: 1-1590 (529 amino acids)
Source: RefSeq, a predicted model, not a curated record
AUGGCAAUCGUGACUGGUUGUCGCAAAGAUCCACCGAGUGACAUAAAUUUUAGUGUAUAUAAACUAGUACGAUCUGACUGUCGUCAGAUUAUCGCGUAUCGACCGAUGUUAACUGGGAAAAUCGUUCGUAGAGUGCGUGGAUCGAUGAUCGUCGUGGUCCUUGUGCUCUGGAUCGUUGCUCGAGGUGAAGCUGAGGAUGGAGUGAUCGAGGACAGGAAGAUCGACGCGGAUCCCUAUAGGAUUAUUGGGACCAGUGCUAGACAAUAUAGCACUGGCAGACAAGUGUUCGACUACCGGAAUAAUGGCGUCAGAGUGGACGUCAGAGUGGUUCCAUCUUUGAAAAAUGAUUCCACAAGGGACGAUAACUUCCCAGAAUUCCCCACGACGGAUAUAGGCCGCUGUAUUAUCGAUCUCUCUCUGGUCUGCGCUAGGAAACGUCUCGGUCGAUUCCUGGAGUCAAUUAGAGACCUGAACGAAAUCUACUUAAUGGGACAGAAGAUCAAAUUGGUGAAGACUAGAGUGAUCGAUAAUCGUAGAUCCACGAACGAGAGUAACGACACUAUCGAGCGUAGUGUCGAUGAUUUUUUCGAUACCUUCGUCCUGAGAAUCACGCUACCAAGAUGGAAUGGGAAACGAGAGAGAAAUCAGAUCGAUCUUAUGUUCGACGAAACUGCCAUUUCUGAGGGACGUGGAAAAGGAGGUGGAGGGAAAGGCAAAGGUGGCAAGUGUAAGAUGAUGAUGAUGGCUGGGUUGAUGAUGAUGAAAAUGAAACUAAUGGGUGUGGUAACGAUGAAAGGAAUGAUGAUGGGAGGCAUGUCUCUCAUGCUGUCAAUGGCGAUGCUGCUGCAGAAAUACAUGAAAGGUGGAGGUGGUGGAGGUGGUGGAGGUGGCGGAGGAGGAGGUCAAUACAAGGAAAUCGUUCUUCUGACAAAAUCUGGUGGAGGUGGAGGAGGUGGUGGAGGUGGUGGAGGUGGCCAUUCAUAUUCAGAUUCUUAUCACAGUGCACCACCAGCCUCAAGUUACGGGCCACCGUCAGGUGGAGGUGGUGGAGGAUGGGGACGUAGCUUCGAAAGACGAUUCACAGCGACAAAUUACAAUAGAACGAACUAUACGACAGACUCGAGAAAUUCUUCCGUUAAAAACGGACCACCUGUUUCAACCAAGAAUUUCAUCGAUCGUCGGAGCUACGAGUAUCAUCCUGUCAAUUCUAAUUUCACAUAUUCCAGCUGGAAUUCAACUAAUUACGAGGAACCAGUGACGUAUCGAUACCUGGGUAACAAGACUGUGAGCGAUGUGGGAAAUAACAGCGACGUGGAGCCGUUUCUGCGUUCAGAAUCCGAUAAUUACGCCGUCGACGAGGCUCCCUAUCGGAUAGAGGGUUCCAGGGAUUCGAGGCCAGUCGUUGGUUACGCGGACAACGUCGAUCAUGUCGCCACGACGAACUACAUCGCGAACAACUAUGACACGGGUGUAGUGUAUCCAGUUUACAGCGACGAGUGGCAGCCCGUCGAGGAGAAGUCCCAGGCGUCGAGUUUGAGGAGAGAUAUUGGAGGAUCGAAUAGCGGAGAGACGAAUUUGCGUGGAAUUUAG